AUGCUGAAUUUAUUCUUCUUUGUAACGGUGGCUUCAUUUUUGGUGAGGAUUUAUUUUUCAUAAAGUUACUUUUUCUGCUGGCUUCUAACCUAUAGUAAUUGUUGAAUUUCAGUUAUUUUUUUAUUUAAAAGCUCUCAUUCAUUAUUUUGAAAGUCUAGUCGAAUAUAAAAUAACAACCUUUUUCAAAGCGAAAAUGAAUAUUUCUGCUUUUUUUGUUUUUUUCGAAAACUUAAAAUUUGAAUGUUCGAAAAGCUGAGAAUUCGAAUAACAUCAAAGGAAAUUUUUUUCCUGAAUUGUAUUAAACCGUCAUCUGCUUUUUCAAACUGUGAAUUUUGUUGCAAAAUUUUCUAAGAAUACACCGAAAAACUAUGGCUUCAUGAAUAAAACUGACGGGAAAAACAAUGGUGAAAUCCGGCUCAAUCUUGCAUUUUUCGAAGGGAAGCUGUUGAAUUAACUAUUUUUUAUAAAAUUUAUCCAUUUUAAGGCCUUGAAUCACGCUGCUUCCCCACCGAACAUCUUCAAAAAAGCCCCUCCAAACUCGCUCGUUCUUCUGUCGAUCGUAACAAAUCUUCCCUUCGCCAACAAGUCCAACAAAGACAAUCUCGAGAAGAUUUAUACAGCCGUGAGGGAUUACGAAAAGAUUUUUCAUUUUUCGAGAUCAAUUCAAGUUGAAACCCCUGGCCAGAGAAAAUUACGUUGAAAUGCCGCUUGGGCAGAAGUUGGACAAAGUUGCGAUGAACUCGGGCGGGAAGCUUCUCGUCAAACUUCUUUACAAGGAUUUUUCGGCCAAUUGUGGAGGUGUUAAAAGGUAAUUUUUUUACUGGGUAAAUCUUAAAAAUCUUUUGUUGGUCAGGUAAAUAAUUUAAUUUACCGUAAAUUUUAUAAAUUUAUCAUCUCAUCUCUACCUGUCUUAUAACUUUUUAAAGUUAUUUUUUCAGUGUCGCCAAAGUGGCCAAGACGAGAAUCUCCUAUGUGACAUCGGCAAUCGUCAACUGUGAAGGAACUCGAACGAUAAUUUGA
Molecule: messenger RNA, 1020 nt
Organism: Caenorhabditis auriculariae
Lineage: Eukaryota; Metazoa; Nematoda; Chromadorea; Rhabditida; Rhabditidae
Source: the annotation of a GenBank genome assembly